Messenger RNA from Suillus subaureus, 987 nucleotides. Its product is annotated as quinon protein alcohol dehydrogenase-like superfamily. NCBI's taxonomy places the organism in Eukaryota, Fungi, Basidiomycota, Agaricomycetes, Boletales, Suillaceae. The transcript has a single exon. Gene Ontology annotation, molecular function: protein binding. The coding region runs from base 1 to 987 and encodes 328 amino acids. The record is from RefSeq and is a predicted model, not a curated record.
AUGAAAGAAACAUCAGCAAAAAUUCCUCAACAGAAAUUUAAAGGACACACUGAUCCUGUCUGGGGCAUCCUACACCUGCCAGGCGGACAGCGGAUCAUCACUUGUUCAUCGGAUGGCUCGCUGCGGGUAUGGAAUUUGAAGAGCGGGAAGCAGAUAGGAGAAGACUGGAGAGACGAAGUAAGCCGAGUAUGGUCUAUCGCGUUGUCUCCGGACAGGAAGACAGUGGUUAGUGGGAGCGAUGAUGGCGCAAUGAGGUUGUGGGACAUCGACACAUGCAAGGUCACCGCUAAAUGGACGGGGCACACAACAGAAGUGGGGUCUGUCUGUUGGAGUCGAGAUGGUCAGAGAAUGUUGAGUGGAUCUAUUGAUGGGACGGUAAGGCAAUGGGACGUGGAAAGCAGAGAGACCAUCCUUGAGCUGAUGGAGACUGGGCACAAUCAAGUGUGGGCAGUCGUCUAUUCACCAGACAUGACCUUGAUUGCGACCGGUGGAUGGGAUGGACCCCAGGCUGGAAAAUACAAGUCCUCAGUUCAAAUCUGGGAUGCAGAUACAGGCAAGCUUGUCGCAACUCUCAAAGGACACACAAACGCUGUGCGCUGCCUGGCUUGGACCCAGGACGGAAAAAUACUUAUCUCUGGGUCUGCCGAUCGCUCCAUUAGGACAUGGGAUACAACGAAGUGGGAGCAAACCGCAGUUCUGGAUGAGCACACUUCUGCUGUCUUUGCCAUUGCAAUAUCUCCAAAUGGCCGCAUCCUUGCAAGCGCAUUACAGGACAAGACAGCGCAAUUAUGGAACCUCGAUAACGGACAGCCCAUAAAUUCACCACUCCAGCACGCAGAGCCAGUGAACUGUGUGUCGUUUUCCACGGAUGGAAAGCUACUUGCAACUGGCUGCGAUGACGGAGACGCAUACACAUGGGAUGUUGCUGCGAUUGUUAAAGAAGCCGGCCUCGACGACCUCCUUUUGGACUUAAAGGUGAGUCGAUAG